AUGAUUAUUCACAUCAUACGGUGGUUUGGAUGGAACUGGGUUGCCUUUAUUGGUAGCCAAGAUGAUUACAGUUCAGACGGACUAAAGCUUUUUAACAAGUAUAUAAGCAAUACUGGCAUUUGUCUGGCCUAUCAAGAGCGCCUAAGUCUAAAUGCAAACUACAGUCUAACACUUCAAAAGAUUGAUAUGCUAAACAUCAAUGUCAUUGUUGUUUUUGCUGUGUCACAAUAUGCAAGCAAAAUUAUCAAAGCAGCCAUAGCAAACAACAUCCAAGAUAAAGUAUGGAUUGCAAGUCAGGCAUGGUCUAUGAAUCAACAGCUUCCCAGAGAGCCAGGAAUUGGGAAAAUUGGCACAAUCAUUGGUGUUACCGAAAGAAUGUUGUCAUUGCCUGGAUUUAAUGAAUUUGUCUAUAAACACAGGAGAACAACUGAUGUUAACCAUUAUGAAGAGAGUGACAUCCAGAGUACGAGUAAGACGUGUAAUCAAGUUUGUGAUUACUGCACAAUGUUGACCGCAGAGGAGAUUAUAAAUGAAAAUCCCACAUUCUCCUUUGCCAUCUAUGCUGCCAUAUAUACCAUAGCUCAUGCUUUACAUAAAGUUCUGCAGUGCAACAUGAAUGAAUGCCGCAAAAACACAGCGGUUAAGCCAUACAUGCUUCUGGAAGAAAUAAAGAAGUUGGAUUUUCCACUCAGUGGCCGUCAGGUGAAAUAUGAUGAUAAUUAUGAUCCAACCAUCAGUUAUGCAUUUGUGCUCUGGCACACUGAUGUGAAUCCUCCACAGUUUGAGAUGGUGGGCACAUAUGAUACAUAUCCAGAAGUGACUUUUACCAUCAACAACUCUCUCCUGCCCUGGCAUAGCAAUGGUUCUGUUCCUUUCUCAAACUGCUCUGCUGAGUGUAAGGAGGGAUUUUCAAGGCAACCUGAAGGUUUUCAUAGUUGCUGUUUUACGUGUAAAAAAUGCCAGCAUAACAGCUAUGUGGAUCAUUCUCGGGACCCCUAUACCUGUUUUCCUUGUGCAGCGAGUGAAUGGUAUGAUGAAAGCACCAUGAAGUGUAAGACACGUUCUGUUGUCUAUCUUCAGUUCACAGAAAUCCCCUCCAUCGCUGUCUUGGUUUCUGCCAUAUGUAUAAUUAUUUUACUCAUUGCCAUAUUUUGUAUUUUCGCCUACAAUUACAACACACCAGUGGUGAGGUCUGCUGGUGGUAGCAUGUGUUUCCUGAUGUUGACAUGCUUGAUUUUGUCUAGUAUAAGUGCGUUCUUUUUCUUUGGAGAACCCACAUCUGCACUUUGCCUCAUGAGAAAUGCCAUAUUUGCAUUUUUCUUCACUGUCUGCAUUUCCUGUUUGACUGUCCGUUCCUUUCAAAUUGUUUGUGUUUUUAAAAUGGCUGCUCAGUUCCCUAGGGUGCACAGCCUUUGGGUAAAGCACAAUGGACAGUGGCUCUUCAUUGCAUUUGCCUCUGUCAUUCAUUUAAUUCCUUGUGUUGUAUGGAUGACUUUCUCUCCUGUCAAAGUCACAGCUGACUCAUGGACUUAUAAAGAUCAAAUUAUGCUCAUCUGUGAAAGGGGGAGUACUAUAACCUUAACCAUAGUUGUGUUCAUAGGUUGGUUUCUUGGUUUCCUGUGUCUCCUGUUUUCCUACAUGGGAAGAGAUCUGCCGAAAAGUUACAAUGAGGCCAAAUCAAUAACCUUCAGUCUAAUAUUGUACUAUCUGACCUGGAUUGUAUAUUUCACAGCAUACCUAUCUUUCAAAAGCAAAUACAUCACUCUUUUAAAUGCAAUGGCUCAAAUAUCCAGUAUAAAUGGAAUUCUCUUUAGCUAUUUCAUACCAAAAUCUUACAUCAUAAUAUUCCAACCACAAAAGAACACUCCUGCAUACUUUCAAACAUCUAUUCAGAAUUACACCCAAACUAUCAGUAGGACUUAGACAUUAGUCUUUGUGUAUCCACCUUAUUUUUAAAGUAAGAGCAGUGCUGCCAUUUGUAACUUGAAUGUGCAAGGCUUCCGGUCUCAUCUU
This is a messenger RNA of Megalobrama amblycephala (Wuchang bream), 2013 nucleotides long. Its product is annotated as taste receptor type 1 member 1-like. The transcript has 4 exons. The record is from RefSeq and is a predicted model, not a curated record. Gene Ontology annotation, biological process: G protein-coupled receptor signaling pathway. Gene Ontology annotation, cellular component: membrane. Gene Ontology annotation, molecular function: G protein-coupled receptor activity. The coding region runs from base 1 to 1923 and encodes 640 amino acids. Lineage: Eukaryota; Metazoa; Chordata; Actinopteri; Cypriniformes; Xenocyprididae.